Messenger RNA from Lactuca virosa, 336 nucleotides. NCBI's taxonomy places the organism in Eukaryota, Viridiplantae, Streptophyta, Magnoliopsida, Asterales, Asteraceae. The record is from the annotation of a GenBank genome assembly.
AUGGCGAACCCAGACCCUAUUUUCUUGAAAGUGCAUUUACACUAUAACGGUGUUUUUACAAGACACCCACAUAGAUAUACUGGAGAUAGAUUUGUUGGAGAACCUUUUGAGAAACUUUAUUACUUAGCACGUGAUCUCACUAUGGCAAAUGGUCUUAGGGUAAUAACUAACGAAAUGGAUUAUCAAGUGUUUAUUGAUGUUGCUUAUCAAUCACCUGAAAGGCAAAUAGACCUGUAUUUAGAUCAUAUUGGGGAAGCAUUUGAGGAUUGGUUCGAUGAAGAAAGUGAUGAAAGUGGUUCAGUGAUCCAGGGGGAUGACAAAGAAACUACACAAUGA